UAGAAGAUUUGUCUUCUCUAAUGGAAUAAGUAUAUCCCUUCUGGCAAGCUCGUCCGAGUUUCUAAGUUUUUUCAAUGUUCAAUGUAGAAAAUUGUAUAAAGGUCAGUUAUUUUGUUCGAUUACUUCAGUCGAGAUGAAUGUGGUGAAUCCGACACUACUUGUUUGUUUCAUUUUGCUUUCACUAGUGAACGAAUCUUGGCAACAAUCAGAUUCGUGUAGCUACCAAGGACAACAAGUAAAUGGCGAAUUUACGAUUCCUGGUUUGUGCCUACUCUACAGGUGUAUACCUGGACAAGGCGUUACAGCAAUCGGAUGUGGAAUCAGGAUACCCCCUGAGGGUUGCUAUGUAGAACAUCCUAAUACCAAGAACUAUCCCGAAUGUUGCUAUUCAAGAGUGGUUUGUCCAGAAGCGAAUUCCAUAAAUUCAGAACAGACACUGCGAACUUUCGACCAGUCGAACGCUACAUCUUUCGAACAACAAAAUCUGGGUUAUCCCAGAUUUUCUUCUUUGCCUCCAUUCGCCAACCAGCCAGCUUUCUCGACGGAUAGACCGCAAACACUGAAAACCUUGACGCCACCCUUACAAGAUGUUGCACCAAAUUUUCGACCCAAAUCACCUCAGAAUAAGAGACCCCCAAACGGUGCUUUUUCCGAAUUCCAAAAUUCGCAAAGAGAUGAGGAUUUAAGAAAUGGUCCUUACUACUACAAGAAAUAAAGCUCAAUUUACUAUAGGUUAUUCGAACAAAAUUAUUCGAAAUA
Coccinella septempunctata (seven-spotted ladybird) is the source of this 759-nucleotide messenger RNA. RefSeq lists its product as uncharacterized. Bases 134 to 715 code for a protein of 193 amino acids. The record is from RefSeq and is a predicted model, not a curated record. The transcript is spliced from 3 exons. Lineage: Eukaryota; Metazoa; Arthropoda; Insecta; Coleoptera; Coccinellidae.